AUGGAAGAUGAGAAAGGGAAAGGAGGCAGAACAGUUUAUGAGCAGUUCAAAUCGAAGAGAGGCAGCCUGGCUAUGGAUAAUUCUGUUGUGGGGGAUGCAGGAGGAACACGGUUGAAAAGAAGAUGGAAGCCUUCAGAGAAGGGGCUGGAGUUGCAGGCCGAGAAGGUUAAGAAACCCCUACAGAAGGUAAAACCUGGUAAAUCAUCGAGAAAUAAAAGCAAAUCUGUAGUAGAAGAUGAAACUGAUAUUUAUGAAUUUGCUGGUGAUGUUAGUAAUGGGUACCAUUAG
Messenger RNA from Ilex paraguariensis (yerba mate), 288 nucleotides. The record is from the annotation of a GenBank genome assembly. Lineage: Eukaryota; Viridiplantae; Streptophyta; Magnoliopsida; Aquifoliales; Aquifoliaceae.